Messenger RNA from Enhydra lutris kenyoni (northern sea otter), 1496 nucleotides. RefSeq names its product caspase-12-like. The record is from RefSeq and is a predicted model, not a curated record. The transcript has 10 exons. Lineage: Eukaryota; Metazoa; Chordata; Mammalia; Carnivora; Mustelidae. Gene Ontology annotation, biological process: proteolysis. Gene Ontology annotation, molecular function: cysteine-type endopeptidase activity. The coding region runs from base 88 to 1317 and encodes 409 amino acids.
CAAAUUCUUUCUCCACACGGACAAGAGAACUUGAAAAGCUGUAGUUUCCCAUUUAGGCAAUACCAGCACGCCAGAACACUGAGAGCAAUGGGAGAAGGCUGCUUUCAUUUUCACUACUUUCCUGCCCAGAGAGACAGAGCAGCAAUGGCUGAGAAGAGAUCGCCACAAGACCCAGUAAAAGAAAUAAAGAUGAUUGCCAGCACCAUGCUUGGUGGCUUCUUGGAGGACUUGAAGGAAAAGAAGGUAUUAGAUAAACGUGACUUACAAACAAUAGGGAAAAAAGUGAACUUCAUUGUGAAUAAGACUGAAAACCUGGUUGAUGAUCUCUCUGAGAAAAUUCAAGUGGUAGGUCAAGUAUUUAUGGACCGUUUCGUCAAUUCCAGGAGCCUGCUGAGUUUGAAAUCUCAUGCUGAAAAUAAGAAUGAGGAAUCUGAGAGCAGUGAGUCAUCUUCUUUGACAGUUAUUCAGGAAAUCGAAGCUUCCUCAAUGGACAUGGUGGAGAUUUGUCCCUGCAAGCAUUCUCAAGAACCGAAGACUGUGAGAGUCCAUGAGGUAUAUCCAGUGAUGGAGAAAGAGGGCCGAACACGCCUGGCCCUCAUCAUUUGUAACAAAGAAUUUGACCAUCUUUCUGAGCGAGAAGGCUCUGAAAAUGACGUUUUGGGGAUGCAAGGCCUCCUUGAAAACCUUGGAUAUUCGGUGGUUAUAAAGGAAAAUCUCACAGCUCUGGAAAUGAUAACGGAGCUGAAGAACUUCGCCGCCCGCCAGGAACACCAGUCCUCAGACAGCACGUUCCUGGUGUUCAUGUCCCACGGCACCCUGGACGGGAUCUGUGGCAGGAAGCACAGAGAUGAAGAGCCGGACAUUCUUCCUGAUGACACCAUCUUCCAGAUUUUCAACAACCGUAGCUGCCACGGUCUCAAGGACAAGCCCAAGGUCAUCAUCACGCAGGCCUGCCGAGGCAGAGGUGACGGGGCCGUCUGGGUGACCGACAUGGGAGAAGCACUUGCGUGGACAUGUUACCAGCCCUUGGAGCGCUACAUCUCCAGUGAUGCCAUAAAAAAGACCCACAUAGAGAAGGACUUCAUCGCUUUCAAAUCUUCAACUCCACAUAACGUAUCCUGGAGAUUGAACACAGAGGGGUCUGUCUUCAUUUCCCAACUUAUCCACUACUUGGGAGAGUAUUCUUGUUGUCACCAUUUGGAGGAGAUUUUCCGAAAGGUUCAAAAUGCAUUUGAGAAACCCAAUGCAAUGAUCCAGAUGCCCACGAUUGAGAGGUUAUCCAUGACGCGAUAUUUCUACCUCUUUCCUGGGAAUUAAAAUCCGUCUGAAGUGUCUCAGGAAAAUUGAGCCAUUCCAUUUUCUGUGAAUCUACUACUUUAAAAGGUUAAUGUUUGAAUGUGAAUAUUUUUCUACCAAAAUUCCCACUUGCCCACCCUGAAACAAUGCAACGUGAAAACCAUGGUCAUAGUGUUGCUGAGUUAGUGCUUAAUAAAAUU